This is a messenger RNA of Melampsora larici-populina 98AG31, 3218 nucleotides long. RefSeq lists its product as uncharacterized. Bases 150 to 2525 code for a protein of 791 amino acids. Lineage: Eukaryota; Fungi; Basidiomycota; Pucciniomycetes; Pucciniales; Melampsoraceae. Gene Ontology annotation, cellular component: protein phosphatase type 2A complex. Gene Ontology annotation, biological process: signal transduction. Gene Ontology annotation, molecular function: protein phosphatase regulator activity. The record is from RefSeq and is a predicted model, not a curated record. The transcript has 10 exons.
GAGAAAGAGUAAAGUAGUGAAGGUAAAGAGAAAGAAAGAAAGAACAGAAAGAACUUGAUUACCUACUACUGUCUUACUUCAAUCUCUUAUCAAUCCAACAAAUCAAGUCACUUUCCUUUCAAUCUCAUUCAACAUCUUAACAUCUCAAGAUGAAGAAAGGAAUGUUAGGGAAAAUGCUAUCACGCAAAGAUAAAGAUAAUAAUCAGUCUAAUAAUCAGUCUCUUGGUCGAUCAAAGGAUAAGGGUCCUUAUGAUGCUACCUCUCCUGCUCUUUCACCGGCUUCUUCUCAAACAAACUUAUCCUCAGCUGGUUCUAUUGCCCCUUCAACCGGUUUACCUGUUCAAAAUGGUACAGCUGGAAAUCAAUCUAACAGCGGUGGUGGUAUCGGUCGAGCUGCUGGUCUUUUCAGUCGUUCCUCAUCAUCAUCAUCUUCUGCCACUCAACAACAACAACAACAGCAACAGCAGCAGCAGCAACUCCAGUAUCCAUCUCAAGCUGCUUCACCAAACCAUCCACCCGGUUACAAUCCACAACUCCCCAAUUCUUCUCCCAACAACGUUCCUGGCAUUUUCGUCAGUGGCGAUAACGCCGUCAUGCCAAGCGACCCACUUCCACAUCCUUCAGCCUUACCACAUCAUCCUACCGCCGGGGCUCAUAUCACACUAAACAAUCGGUCUAUGCAGCCUGGCUUUGGUGUAGGUGGAGGUCCACCUCAGACACCGCCCAAAUCGGGUCCGAUUGGGAAAUUACAAGGCAAACCAGGAGCUGUACCUAUCGUGCCACCUGGAGUUAAAGAUACGAUACCGAUCGCGAAGACCCCACGUAAACAAAGAAGUAGUCGGUUUCAUGUGACUGAGAAGGUUGAACUCGAACGUUUACCUUCCUUUCAGGAUGUCGCCCCGCAAGAGACGCACGCGCUAUUCAUUCAAAAACUUCACCAAUGCUCUGUCGUAUUUGACUUUAACGACGCAUCUACUCAACUCAAUUCGAAACAAAUCAAGGCAGCAGCUUUACAUGAGAUGUUGGAAUGGAUCACUACUCAAAGAGGAGUCAUUACAGAUGCUAUUUAUCCAGAAGUGGUCGCAAUGUUUGGAUCGAACCUCUUCCGAUCGAUUCCGCCUCCUGUCAAUCCUACAGGUGAUGCCUAUGAUCCAGAAGAAGAUGAACCUGUCUUGGAGCUCGCGUGGCCUCAUUUACAAAUUGUCUACGAGUUCUUUCUCAGAUUUGUUGAAAGCCCCGACUUCAAUACGAAUGUUGCCAAACGAUUCAUCGAUCAACAAUUUGUCCUCAAUCUCUUGGAAUUAUUUGAUAGUGAAGACCCAAGGGAGCGAGAUUUCUUGAAGACAACUUUACAUCGCAUCUAUGGAAAGUUUCUUAAUUUACGUGCCUUUAUUCGACGUUCGAUCAACAACGUGUUCUACGGCUUCAUCUACGAAACGGAACGACACAACGGGAUUGCUGAACUGUUAGAAAUUUUGGGAUCAAUUAUCAAUGGUUUUGCAUUGCCAUUGAAGGAAGAGCAUAAGACGUUUUUGACCAGGGUGCUCAUACCAUUACACAAGGUUAAGGGACUCGCGCUUUAUCAUCCUCAGUUGGCCUAUUGUGUGGUUCAGUUCUUAGAGAAAGAUCCUAGCUUGACGGAAGAAGUUGUUAUUGGCUUGUUGAGAUACUGGCCCAAGGUUAACUCACCGAAGGAAGUUAUGUACUUGAACGAAGUUGAAGAAGUCUUGGAUGUGAUCGAUCCAAUUGAAUUUCAAAAGAUUUCAGUUCCACUAUUCAAACAACUUUCAAGAUGCGUCAACAGUCAACAUUUUCAGGUGGCAGAACGAGCACUAUAUUAUUGGAAUAAUGAAUACAUCGUGAACUUGAUCUCGGAAAACGUCCAGACUGUUCUUCCAUUGGUCUUUGAUUCAUUGUACACAAAUUCCAAAAUGCAUUGGAGCCGCCAAAUCCAUCAACUGGUUUAUAAUGCUUUGAAGUUAUUCAUGGAUAUGAAUCCUCCUCUAUUCGAAGAAUGUACGGAUCAAUAUCGGGAAUCUAGACAAAGGGAAAGAGAACGAUUGAUGGGUCGAGAACAAGCUUGGAAUUAUUUACGAGACGAAGCGAUCAAGAAUCAAGGCACAGUUUCCAAAUUGCCAGCCUCAGUUUUGGCCCCGAUUCCAUCGGUUGCACCUUUGAUUGACUUGAGUCUGUUCGAAGAUGAAGUGAUGAACGGUUUUUCCCAACAAACUCAACAACAGCAACAACAAGAGGCUUCUUUUGGGAGUGGAACUGGUUUCCAGAGUUUUGAAAAUCAACAACCACGCGGUGCUCAAGAUGGUGGAAGUGGCACAGUAGAAGAUCAACAUUUCGAAAUGGAGAAACAGUUCCCUGAAACUGCUAGGAGUCAAGUUGCUCCUCCUGGUGCUCCUGGUCAAGUCCCACAACAACAUUUGCGUCGAAAAUCUGUUAUUCCGAUCGAUUCGAGUGUAUUAAAUGAAUUAGCCGGUCAUAAAAGUUUAGAUGAAACUGUUCCUCGUGGAUAACUUUUGAUAUAUUUAAUGCGUUUUUCAUUUUGAUUAAAUCUUAUUCUUAUUUAGUUCUCUUCUUCCUUUUUUAUGAUUUUCUUUUUUUCUUUGGUUUCAUUCGUCGUGUCUCGUAGAGAAAAGUGGAAGGCAAGGGUGUCUAAUUGAAAAAAAAAAUAUAAAAGUGGUUAAAGAGAUGAAAAAGAAGAUGGGUAUUAUAAGUGAUGAUGAUGAUGUUUUUUUUCGAUUCUCUUUCUUUUAAUUUUGCAAGUUUUCUUAUUUUUUGGUUUCUUUCAUCUUUUGGUGUGUGUUUUUUCUCUUUGGUGCAGAAUGUUGAGUGUGUGUUUGUGUGUUAAGGAGUGAGUAUCUAUUUGCUCAAUUUAUUGUUGGGUUUCUUUAGAAUCAUCCUUACUUUUUUUAUUCAUUUCGUUCGUGUUGAUUUCAAAAGAAAAAAAGAAGAUAAAAGAAAGUGAUAUGGAAUAGGGUUUUUUUGGUAAAUGUUUGUUAUGGUUGUUUAUUUCCUUGUUUCUUUAUUCUUUAUUUUUUUUCAUAGAGGGAGACAAGAAUUGAAGGAAAUGAAAAUACAUGGGGUGUUGGUUUUGUUUUUGUUUUGAAGAAAAUUGAUUUUAUUUUGAAACGUUUUUUUUUUGAUAAUUAUUUCUUUUGAUAUUUUGAUGUUUAUUUCAUCUUUUUUCUUAUUAAAAACAUAAAUUU